Messenger RNA from Branchiostoma floridae (Florida lancelet), 3779 nucleotides. RefSeq names its product glutamine-dependent NAD(+) synthetase-like. Gene Ontology annotation, biological process: NAD+ biosynthetic process. Lineage: Eukaryota; Metazoa; Chordata; Leptocardii; Amphioxiformes; Branchiostomatidae. Gene Ontology annotation, molecular function: NAD+ synthase (glutamine-hydrolyzing) activity; glutaminase activity; ATP binding. Gene Ontology annotation, cellular component: cytoplasm. The transcript is spliced from 19 exons. The record is from RefSeq and is a predicted model, not a curated record. Bases 106 to 2244 code for a protein of 712 amino acids.
ACAAAGCUACGUUCUUUUUUUUAAAGUACUACUUUAUAGGUCAAAGGUUGCGGACGUACACAGUGCUCUUCGGCUCCAUUAGCAACACGCGAAAACUUCGACAAAAUGGGGAGAAAAGUGACUUUAGCGACAUGUUCCCUCAACCAGUGGGCCAUGGACUUCGAGGGAAACUCAAAGAGGAUACUUAAAAGUAUUGAAAUUGCUAAGGAGAAGAAAGCAGCCUACAGAUUAGGUUCAGAGUUGGAGAUAUGUGGUUAUGGCUGUUACGACCAUUUCUACGAGGGUGACACCCUCCUGCACAGUUAUGAGGUGUUGGCCAUGCUGCUACAGUCUCCUGUUACUCAGGACAUCAUCUGUGAUGUAGGCAUGCCCAUCAUGCAUAAGAAUGUGCUCUACAACUGCAGAGUCAUCUUCUUGAACAAGAAGAUUCUCCUCAUUCGUCCCAAGAUGCAUCUGUGUAACGAUGGAAACUACAGGGAAGAAAGGUGGUUCACUCGGUGGAUGAAGCUAAGACAGGUGGAGGAAUAUUUCCUACCCAGGAUGAUCAGUUCCAUAACAGGACAGAAAACCGUUCCAUUCGGAGAUGCAGUAAUUUCCACCCGGGAUACCUGUAUUGGUAGUGAGACUUGUGAGGAACUAUGGGCACCAAGCAGUUCCCAUAUUGCACAGAGUCUGGAUGGAGUAGAAAUCUUCACCAACGCCAGCGGGAGUCACUUCAGUCUGAGGAAGGCUUAUGUACGAGUAGACCUGGUCAAGUCCGCAACUGCCAAGUGUGGAGGGAUCUACUUGUUUGCGAACCAGAAAGGCUGUGACGGAGACCGCCUGUACUACGACGGCUGCGCAAUGAUUGCUAUCAAUGGCAGCUUUGUUGUGCAAGGCUCGCAGUUCUCGCUGGAUGAGGUAGAGGUCCUCACUGCUACACUAGACCUGGAGGAUGUCAGGAGUUACAGAGGGAACUUUGCCUCAAGAGCACGGGCUGCCGCCCAAUCGGAGCCCUACCCCAGGGUCAGGACAGAUUUCUCCUUGUCUAAAGACGAUGACAUCUUCCUGCCAUCGUACGAGCCCGUGGAAUGGCGGUACCACAGUCCAGAGGAGGAGAUAUCGCUAGGCCCUGCCUGCUGGCUCUGGGACUACCUCAGGAGAAGUGGGCAGGGAGGUUUCUUCCUGCCGCUGAGUGGAGGUAUUGACAGUUCCUCCACAGCCUGUAUCGUGGCAUCAAUGUGUCACCUGGUCUGUCAGGCUGUUACCAAUGGAGAUGCCCAGGUCCUGACAGAUGUGAGGAGGGUAGUCGGAAAUCCUGACUACGUCCCACAGGAUCCCCAGGAACUUGCAGGAAGAAUCUUCGUUACCUGUUAUAUGGCCAGUGAAAACUCUUCAGAGGUCACCAGAAACAGGGCGCGGCUGUUGGCGGAGCAAAUCGGCAGCUGUCACCACUCUAUCCAGAUCGACACAGCUGUCAGUGCGGUGAUCGGCAUAUUCACAGCAGUCACCGCUGUUGUACCGAAGUUCAAAGUUCACGGCGGCAGUCCUAGAGAGAACCUAGCUCUACAGAAUGUACAGGCCCGUUUACGAAUGGUGCUGGCGUACCUGUUUGCCCAGUUGUCCCUGUGGGCACAAGGUCGACCAGGGGGCCUACUGGUACUGGGUUCCUCUAAUGUGGAUGAGAGUCUCCGAGGCUACAUGACGAAGUAUGACUGCUCCAGCGCUGACAUUAACCCCAUAGGUGGGAUCAGUAAGACUGACCUGAGGGCCUUCAUACGCUUCUGUGUGGACAAGUUUGGCUUCACUGCGCUCGAGGAAAUAUACGGCGCUCCACCAACAGCUGAACUCGAGCCUCUUGCUGAAGGCCAGAUUGCCCAAACUGAUGAGGAGGACAUGGGGAUGACGUAUGAAGAACUGUCCAUAUAUGGUCGCCUGAGGAAGAUGAUGAAGUGUGGACCUUACAGCAUGUUCUGUAAACUCAUCCACACAUGGAAGAACACAUGUAGCCCUGCACAGGUUGCAGCCAAAGUGAAACAUUUCUUUAGGUCCUACUCGAUCAAUCGUCACAAGAUGACAACCCUGACUCCGUCGUUCCACGCAGAAAACUACAGCCCCGACGACAAUCGCUUUGACCUGCGGCAGUUCUUGUACAAUGUGGCGUGGACAUGGCAGUUCAGGGCGAUAGACAAACAGGUUGAGACACUGGAGAAAACCAAGCCUACCUCCAACACAGGGGAACCUGCCUCAUCAUCUCAGGAUUGAUGUAAAUUUAAAAAUUAGGAAGAGUAGUCUUUGAAUGAGUAUACUUUAAAAGGAUCCAUGGAAUACUGAAUAUGUUUUACUUUGAUAGAGGUUCAUGUACAUGCAAGGAUCGGAAAGCAGAUUGUCUUGUACGUGAAUAGGCAUGUUUGUAUUUCAAAGUACUACAUGUAUGUACAAUUAAUGAUGUAACCAUAAUUUUAGUUCUGGUUGUAACUUCCUUUUCUGUACUGUACCUGUAAUCUUUAUGAUGAAUGUGAAGAAAAGCUGCUAUAUACAUUGAGGAAUUUGUACAAUUUAACAGUUCUGUUAGUACCUUUUAUGAAAAUGAUGCCAACUUUAAAAUUUGCCAUGACCCUACUUUCAAAGGUUGAGCAAGAGCUGACAAUGAGUGUGUCACAAAAUAAUAGUGUCAACACAGUUUGCUGUUCACAGGGAAGUCUUGGUCCUUUUUUGGGCAACCUACCAAUGCAGCAAAAUUGCUCAUGGUGCUUGUUGUACAGAAAUGUCAUCAAAGAAAUGCAAGUAAGGUACAAUUUUAAAGGAAAAUAUGCAAGCUGUCCAGUCACAUAGCACUUACAAUUUUAAUCAUUACAAAACAAUGGAUAUGAUCAAGAAAAAUUUCUGCACUUUCGCAAUCUACUCAGAAAUACUGUAAAUGCAUUUAAGUUCGCGGGGAUUUAAUUUCGCGGUAGCGGGAAAAAGGACUUUUCGCGGUGGAUUUAAGUUCGUGGUAACACCAUAGACUGCAGUCUAAUACCAUGAUAGAAAAAUGUUCGCGGCGGUUGUAAUUUCGCGGUGAAGUGGUCACCGCGAAAACCGCGAACAUUUAUCCACCGCGAACAUUUCUGCAUUUACAGUAUGCCCUUGUGCUCAUGAAUGUAUCAUCAUAACUAUUAAAAGGAAUAUCAUAGCAAUAGGCACUUAAAAAUGGAAGUAUUUACUGAGAUAUUAUCGCCGUCAAUCAUGUUCCUGAACUGUUCACAUUGAGUUAUCUUGUGCAAUUUAGUUGACUGUAUUGUAGAAGCAGGAACCCCCUUCAGAUUUCUUGAGUGAGGUAUUUUGACGCAUUGCAGAAUUAUACACGACACACAUCUUGUCAAUUACAUGCAUUUCACAACACUCAGAGAUAUUUGUUCCUUUUGUACUGAAUAUUUACCAAUGAUUUUACCUGUAUCUCAGGAAGGUGUAGUGUAAACUUUGAUGCUUUUGCAUGAUUUCAGGGAUUUAUAAAGCUCAGCUCAGCUCAAGAAUCAAAUUCGUCUUCUCAAUUUGUAAUAUUGUUUCCGGUCUGUUUGUCCUAGUAUGUGUUAUUUUACCAUUGCACAGUGGCAGGAUGUACGAUUGUAAAAUGGAAACAUGCAAUAAAUUGGAUAGCAUAAUACGUAAUUGGAUACCUCAAACCUCAAUAAAUGAAACAAGAAAUGCAUAAAAGCAACUAUUUAACGUCUCGUUCAACAUGCAUUUCCUAAGAAGUUUAAAUUUUGCACAUGCUCCUUUACUUAGAAAUGUAACGAAAUAAAACAUACUUUCCUUGA